This is a messenger RNA of Copidosoma floridanum, 511 nucleotides long. It is a transcript of the gene RpL28, whose product is annotated as ribosomal protein L28. Gene Ontology annotation, cellular component: ribosome. The record is from RefSeq and is a predicted model, not a curated record. Lineage: Eukaryota; Metazoa; Arthropoda; Insecta; Hymenoptera; Encyrtidae. Gene Ontology annotation, biological process: translation. Gene Ontology annotation, molecular function: structural constituent of ribosome.
UGUUCCUUUUCUCCUUUACAGGGCUUUUGUGUUGCCAUCGAGGAUCGCGUUUGAAGCAGGCUGUCAAAAUGUCGUCUCAUUUAAACUGGAUGAUCAUCCGCAACAACAAUGCUUUCCUUCUCAAAAAAAGGAAUAUUAACAAACCCUUUUCCACAGAACCAAACAACCUCACAAAUUUGAGCAGCUACCGCUACUCAGGGUUAGUUCACCGAAAGAGUGUUGGUGUUGUUGACACUCCAGAUAAAAAAGGUUUUACAGUUGUAUAUAAAAAAGCCAAAUGUGUAAACAAGCCUGCCAAAGCCACCGUCAAGAGAACCAUGAAGGCUGGUGCCCGCAGAUCUCUGUAUAAACUGAAAACUCUUCUAAAGAAAAACAAGUACCGUGUUGAUCUAACCAAGGUUGCUCUGCGCAGGGCUAGUGCUGUACUACGCUCUCAAAAGCCUUUACCUGCUAAAAAAACUAGAGCUGUAAAAAAGACAGAAUGAUAUACUGAAUAAAUUCAUUUAUUAAC